GCCGCCCAUCGACAACCCUAGCCCGGGGGUUCCGGCCUCGGCCCGUCCGCGGUCCCUCGCGCCCCGCCCCUGCCCCCGUUGGUCGGCCCGGCCGCCGCCAUGGAUCUGGCCAGCCUGACCCUGGUGCUGCGCUCCGCGCUCAGCCACUCCCCCGAGGAGCGCAAGGCCGCCGAGGCCAGCCUCAACCAGAUUCAGUACGCGCAGCAACAUCUGGUGAGGCUGCUGCAGAUCAUCGUCGAUGGGAAUUGUGAUCUGGCUGUGAGGCAGGUCGCGAGCAUUCACUUCAAGAACUUUGUUUCCAAAGCCUGGUCACCUCUUGAUCCUGAAGAAACGCAAACAAUUCCAGAAGCUGACAAGUCCAUGGUCCGUGAGAACAUUCUGGGCUUUGUUACUCAAUUGCCUCCACUGCUAAGAGCACAGCUUGGAGAAAGCAUCAAGACCUUGGUCCUUUCGGAUUAUCCUGAGCAGUGGCCUAGUCUUCUACAUUGGGUUACACAUAACCUGGAAUCACAGGAUCAAAUUUUUGGAGCACUUUAUGUGCUAAGGAUCCUUUCCCGGAAAUAUGAGUUCAAGUCAGACGAGGAAAGGCUACCUUUGUAUCAAAUUGUCGAGGAGUGUUUUCCUCGCUUGUUAAAUAUAUUCAACACACUUGUCCAGAUUGCCAAUCCUCCAAUUGAAGUAGCUGACUUGAUCAAGCUGAUCUGCAAAAUAUUCUGGUCCUCGAUUUAUCUCGAAAUUCCAAAGCAAUUGUUUGAACCAAAUAUCUUCAAUGCAUGGAUUCUUCUAUUCUUGAACUUGUUGGAAAGGCCAGUUCCGUUGGAAGGGCAACCAUCGGAUCCUGAUGCUAGGAAAGCUUGGGGCUGGUGGAAAGUCAAGAAAUGGAUUACGCAUAUCUUGAACCGUCUAUACAGUCGGUUUGCUGAUAUGAAGGUUCAUAAGCCAGAGAGCAAAGCUUUUGCUCAAAUGUUUCAAAAGAACUAUGCUGGAAGAAUUUUGGGAUGUCACUUACAGUUGCUCAAUGCAAUCCGCACUGGUGGUUAUUUGCCCGAUAGGGUUAUCAAUCUUAUUCUUCAAUAUCUCACGAACAGUAUCACGAAAAACAGCAUGUAUCAGCUGAUGCAACCACAAAUGGACAUAAUUCUUUUCGAGAUAAUAUUUCCACUGAUGUGCUUCAGUGACAAUGACCAAAUGUUAUGGGAUGAAGAUCCACAUGAAUAUAUUCGGAAAGGCUAUGAUAUAAUUGAAGAUUUGUAUAGUCCGCGAACAGCUGCUAUGGAUUUUGUCAGCGAAUUGGUAAGAAAGCGGGGAAAAGCCAACCUACAAAAGUUUAUCCAAUUUAUUGUGGGAAUAUUCAUGAGGUAUGAUGAGGCAUCUGUUGAAGUGAAGCCAUACCGCCAAAAAGAUGGUGCACUUCUUGCCAUUGGGACAUUAUGUGAUAGACUGAAACAAACUGAUCCAUAUAAAGCUGAACUUGAGCGUAUGCUAGUUCAACAUGUCUUUCCAGAGUUCAGUAGUCAAGUUGGACACUUACGUGCAAAGGCAGCAUGGGUUGCAGGGCAGUAUGCAAGCAUCAACUUCUCGGACCAAGACAAUUUUCGCAAAGCUAUGCAUUGUGUUAUCUCUGGUUUGCGUGAUCCAGAACUUCCUGUCAGAGUUGAUUCAGUCUUUGCUCUCCGUUCUUUCGUUGAAGCAUGCAAAGAUCUCGAUGAGAUCCGUCCAAUUCUUCCUCAGCUUCUUGAUGAAUUUUUUAAGCUCAUGGGUGAAGUUGAGAAUGAGGACCUUGUUUUUACCCUUGAGACAAUUGUUGAUAGAUUUGGUGAAGAGAUGGCACCUUAUGCUCUUGGACUGUGCCAGAGUUUGGCUGCUGCCUUCUGGCGAUGCAUGGCUAGUUCAGAAGCUGAUGAUGAAGUCGAGGACUCUGGUGCUUUGGCUGCUGUUGGGUGCUUACGUGCUAUAAGCACUAUCCUUGAGUCCAUCAGCAGUCUUCCCCACCUUUUUAUCCAAAUAGAGCCCACUUUGUUGCCUAUUUUACGAAGGAUGUUGACUUCAGAUGGUCAAGAUGUUUAUGAAGAAGUUCUAGAAAUAGUGUCCUACAUGACCUUUUAUUCACCAACGAUUUCUUUGGACAUGUGGAGCUUGUGGCCAUUGAUGAUGGAAGCUCUUAAUGAUUGGGCAAUCGAUUUCUUUGAGAAUAUUCUUGUCCCACUAGACAAUUACAUUUCUCGUGGUACUGAUCAUUUUGUUACCUGCAAAGAGCCUGAUUAUCAACAAAGCCUAUGGAAAGGACUAUCAUCUGUUAUGACAGACCAAAACAUGGAAGAUUCUGAUAUCUUGCCGGCACCCAAGCUCAUUGAAGUAUUUUUUCAAAAUUGCAAAGGUCAAGUCGAUCAUUGGGUUGAGCCUUAUCUCAGGCUUACGAUUGAUAGGCUCCGUCGAGCAGAGAAGCCAUAUCUGAAAUGUCUUCUUGUUCAAGUGAUAGCUAACGCGUUCUACUACAAUCCUUCGUUCACACUUGCCAUAUUGCAUAAACUUGGAGUUGCAACAGAAAUUUUCAACCUUUGGUUUGUCAUGUUACAACAAGUAAAAAAAAGCGGCCAGCGGGCGAACUUUAAAAAAGAGCAUGGUAAGAAAGUCUGCUGCUUAGGAUUGACUUCACUUAUUGGCCUUCCAGCUAAUCAAAUUCCGGCAGAGGCUCUAGAGCGUGUUUUCAAGGCAACACUAGAGCUGCUUGUCGCCUACAAGGAUCAAGUUGCAGAAUCCAAGACGCAAAAUGAGGAUACUGAUGUGGAUGAAUUUGAUGCUGAUGAAGAAGAGGAUGAGGAGGACGAGGAUGAUAAGGAGAUGGGUGCUGAUGAUGAGGAUCAGGAUGAAGUAAAUAGUCUUAAUAUACAGAGACUAGUACAGGCAAGAGGUUUCCAGCUCCAUGACGAUGACGACGACGAUGAUUCUGAUGAGGAUUAUAGCGAUAACGAGGAGCUGCAAACACCAAUAGAUGAGGUGGAUCCAUUUAUCUUCUUUAUUGAGACCAUCCAAGCCGUACAAGCAUCCGAUCUGGCCAGGUUCCAGAACCUUAUGCAGACUCUGGACUUCCACUACCAGGCACUUGCUAGUGGUGUAGCUCAACAUGCCGAGGAAAGAAAAGUUGCAAUCGAGAAAGAGAAGUUGGAGAAAGCAAAUGCACAGUGAUGAGUUAUAGCAUGUCUUCAGUUUUGUUGCAGGCCAGUAUCUUCUGAUUUGGUGAUCGUAGGCACUGAGCUUGGCAGCAGCUUUGGUCUAUUCUUGCAAUUGAGGCGGACGACAGAACCAUCGGGGAUAAUCUCUUGCCGGUAUUGGCUUCUUUAGUGGAUCGUGGUGUGAGCUACCUACGGAUUCUACACACUUGUUACAAUGCUAUUUUGGUCCUGGGCCUCAUCUCCCUUUCGUUGAUGAAUAUUUGUUGAUGAGCCCUGUGGUGUGGGCGCAUCCUCAAGUCAACAUGUAGUCUAGGAAGGUCCGUUGUAGAGAGUGUAUAUGAUUGGGUGGUUAUUGGUGGAUCACCGAUAUGAUGGUUUUUGUCGCUGCAGGGUUUAGCGAAUGCCAUUUUUGUCCGAACGAUUUGUUAAACAUUACUGGUGCAUGUCUAUCAUGCGACAGGGUCCUGGUGGAAUAAACUUUGCAUGCAUGUGGUAAGGGUAACCUGGAUUUGGUUAUCACUACAUGCAAUUCAGCAUGUUGUGAAA
Molecule: messenger RNA, 3719 nt
Organism: Lolium rigidum
Lineage: Eukaryota; Viridiplantae; Streptophyta; Magnoliopsida; Poales; Poaceae
Product: importin beta-like SAD2
Exons: 22
Coding region: 100-3186 (1028 amino acids)
Biological process (GO): protein import into nucleus
Cellular component (GO): cytosol; nuclear envelope
Molecular function (GO): small GTPase binding
Source: RefSeq, a predicted model, not a curated record